Messenger RNA from Colletotrichum destructivum, 653 nucleotides. Its product is annotated as Putative heat-labile enterotoxin, A chain. Lineage: Eukaryota; Fungi; Ascomycota; Sordariomycetes; Glomerellales; Glomerellaceae. Gene Ontology annotation, molecular function: toxin activity. The record is from RefSeq and is a predicted model, not a curated record. The transcript has a single exon. Bases 117 to 608 code for a protein of 163 amino acids.
CGACAACCAAGACAUUGAGGUCACUCUGCCAACAUUCACGCUCACAACAUAGACCCCUACCCUGACAAGACAUACAACAACGACCCCAAACAUCAAAGGUGCAAGCAACCAGCACAAUGCAUACCUCUUCCUUCAUCCUCUUCUUCGGCCUUCUUGCGUCGGUAGUGAGCGCUGUGACUCUCUACCGUGGCGAUAGUCGUGGCCCUAAGCAAAUCAAAGAUGCCGGGGGCUUCAAGUCCAGGGCUGACCACGAUCAUGCGGAGGGUACAUUGUUUGAGCACGUGACAAAGCAGCUGAAGCAUCCCAUGAAGAACCGAUACAUCCCCACCACGGUCGAUAUCAACGAAGCCAAGAAGCAGGGCGACUCCAAGUACCUCUAUCACCUCAACUCUGACGAAAUUGAGGAACAAAUCUGGGACGUCGCGGCAGAGUACGAAAAGGCCGGCAAGAAGUACCCCUACGCCAACGAGCAGGAGUUCGCGGUCGAGUACCAUAUCCCCUGGGAGGCCAUCACCAAGGUCGAGAAGAAUGUGGACGGCCAGUGGAGGGCAAUCAAGUUCUCCAAGCGAGGAGUUGAGCUCUUCGAAGAGAAUUUCUUUGUCGACUGAGUUCUCUUGAAGAGAGCGGGGCCAAAGAACGGUAGAAUCUGAACG